UACCGAGCAGGUCGUUAUCAUGACAACGACAGCGCAGAAAUCUUACCACGCGUAUAACGUCUGAAUGCGGAACGCUUUACGUUUAUUUCAUUCAUGGAGACUAGCGCGAGCUCGUAUCUUAUUAGACCGAAUUAUAAACACAAGUUUAAGGCAGGGGUGGCAAAAGAGUAUAUGAGGGAAAUCCUCAGAGAAGAGCUUUCUGGAAUUCUGUAUAACCCAGAGGAGAUCCCCACACUGUCCAGAUCUUUAGCAGACUCUAUUAAAAACAAACUGAAAGAUGUUGGUUUUGAAAGAUACAAGCUCAUCGUGCAGGUGGUUAUUGGAGAGCAGCGAGGAGAGGGAGUCAAGAUGGCUGCACGCUGUUUUUGGGAUGCAGACACGGACAGCUACGCUCAAGAGAUGUAUAUGAAUGACAGCUUGUUCUGUGUAGCAGCUGCUUUUGGUGUCUACUAUUACUGAUGGAACAGAAGACUCAGAUCUCCAAAUAUAUUAUUUUAUUUAUUUUCAUGUAACUUACUAUUAUUUCAGUUAUGUUCAUGUUUACGUCUAUGUCUAGACGUUUGUCAUUUUUUUUAAAUAUAAAUAUUUGUAUUAUCAUUUUGUGUUUGGCAUUUGUACAGGAUACACUUUUAUUGUACUUUUGGAUGGUUUCUACAGUAGAGGUUGGUUUCUUAAGAGCGCCUUCAUGUUUCUAUAGAUACAUAUACUCACUAACUAUAUGUGGAUUCACAUAAAACCUGACAUUUUGUGGAUGUGUGAAAAAUAACUAAAGUGCCUUAAGUGUGAACAGCAGGGUGGAUUAACUUUCGAUAUUAUGUUUUUUACAUUCUCAUUUAUACUGGGGGCGUGUGAUGGUUUCACAUUGUUGCAAGUCUUUUCCUGUUUACAAAAAGAUUUUAAGAAAAUAUAAUAAAGUUUUAAGCUUCAUAA
This is a messenger RNA of Triplophysa dalaica, 930 nucleotides long. RefSeq names its product dynein light chain Tctex-type 2B (gene dynlt2b). Gene Ontology annotation, molecular function: dynein intermediate chain binding. The transcript is spliced from 5 exons. The record is from RefSeq and is a predicted model, not a curated record. The coding region runs from base 94 to 459 and encodes 121 amino acids. NCBI's taxonomy places the organism in Eukaryota, Metazoa, Chordata, Actinopteri, Cypriniformes, Nemacheilidae. Gene Ontology annotation, biological process: microtubule-based movement. Gene Ontology annotation, cellular component: cytoplasmic dynein complex; cytoplasm.